Molecule: messenger RNA, 1267 nt
Organism: Pseudoliparis swirei
Lineage: Eukaryota; Metazoa; Chordata; Actinopteri; Perciformes; Liparidae
Exons: 2
Coding region: 102-881 (259 amino acids)
Source: RefSeq, a predicted model, not a curated record
CGUUCGCUCAUCUCACUUUACUCGCCCAUUGUGCCAAUAUUUAUUUCUACAAAACCUUUUUCUUCUUCGAACUAUAUGAAGAUCACCAACAAAAUACCAACAUGAAUGGCCCUCUCUUCCUGUUCUACUGCAUAGAAAUCCUGGCUGCACUAUUGUGUGGAGCUCAGAAUGUCGCUUCUACUGCCAAUUUGACGAACAGUCAGGAUCCUGCCGCAACUGGACAAAAAAACUAUUCACAAUCAAACGCAGACGCCAUUUCAUCAACUUCCCAAGCAUUGACCCCGACUGAUCCCACCCGUGUUGCCAGCGGCGCGCCUUCCACUGUGGCACCUCCAGCCGUCUCCCAGGACUCCAAUAGUCACGGCCUUUCCCUUUCACCUAGCCCACAGCCCACCACCACCACCACCGCCGCCGCCGCCGCCUCACCUAUCUAUAUGUUUUACAAAAAGGAAUGUCAUCCAGUGUUCAUGACGGCCGGCGGACUGAUCAUCGCCUGCACUGUCCUGCUGACGUCUACCCUGCUGCUGAUGUGUACAGUGUGCCGGUUGAGCAGACGCAUCAAGAUGCUGAGCGCCAACGGCGACCUGAUCAGCACCUCCGAAUACUGGAUGGGAACCGCCAAGAGGAGCAAAAGCGAGCCGGAGACCAACGCCAAUGAGGCCGCCGUGUUAAUGGCCGACAUCGGUCAAACACAGGAGGCCGUGGGAGACGGAGCCGCCAAGGAAGAGGCGGCGAAGGCAAAGGAGGACGGACGAAUGGGAGAGGAGGACAAGAUGGAGGUGGGAGACACGGCUCAGAGCGGGGAAGCUCCCGCGACGCCCGCUGUGGGGAAUGCAUCCUCUUCAACGCCGCAAGAGGAGGCCUCUGAUGCCCAGGCCUGAGCGGCCCCCUCCUCGAAGGGCACAGAGGAACCGAAAGAGGAGGUGUAGAGCUGUGUGCCAAAGAGUUUCCUGAGCAUCUGGCUUAACUUCCCUCUCGCUUUACAACCCUUUUUGAUCAAAUAAAGGACAUUUUCUUUGAGCCACUUUUGCAUUAGAGUAAGUUGAACUGCUGCGUGUUGCUGGCCACAGAGUACACAUUUUUGCUUAAGAACAGUGGGUUGAUGCUGUAUUUCUCUGUUGUUUUAGUUUUUUGGAAUAUUGAUACAUAUUCAUCUUUAUUCUAAUAGUCAAUUUGUGUCUCACAUAUAAUUUUUUUAAUGAAGUACAUACAUGUUUGACAUUAUGAUAUAUGCAACAACCAGAGGAAUAAAACACCUGUAACCUCA